Molecule: messenger RNA, 387 nt
Organism: Cyclocybe aegerita
Lineage: Eukaryota; Fungi; Basidiomycota; Agaricomycetes; Agaricales; Hemipholiotaceae
Source: the annotation of a GenBank genome assembly
AUGACCGCACUCACUGCCAAUCGACGUGCCAUUACCUCAGUUUGCCGCGCUCGAGCGAACAGACUCGUCCACUCUUCGUCAUCCCUCUCUGCCUCAGCCUCGACAGGCCAUGAGGUCGAAGAAAUCACCCUCCAACCAAUCUUUGAUAUCUUCGACGCCCCAACACGGCUUGCUGAAUCCAGCGAAUUUAUUCGCGACAAAUACAAAUCCUCAUCGACAAUGAAGACCGUUGAAAGUUCGUCAGCAUUUGCCACACCCCACACCAGACCAACGCCCGUAGCUUUACCACCACCUAUCACGUUCGACGGGCCAGCUCGUCCGAGAAAUGCGGCCUUUGCUCUCCAAAGCCGUCUGCGUCAAGCUGGCCUUACGCAGCUCCACCAGUAA